AUGGUCAUAAAAGUGCGAGAAAAGAAUGCAAUUAUAUGUUUGAUUGGCGAAAGUUUUGAUAUGAUGGCAUGCACAUCUUCUAUUUAUCAUUUGUUGAUGAUGUCUGGUGAUCGUUAUUUAGCAAUAUGUAGACCAUUAGUUCACAGAACUUUACCUCGUCAUAUAGUUUACAUAGCCCUUGCUUCAACAGCAAAGACUAUCAGUGUCAUCUUAAGUUGUUACUUCGUCUGCUGGUUACCGUUUUUUAUCGUUUAUGUGUUUGAUGGUUGA
Patella vulgata (common limpet) is the source of this 270-nucleotide messenger RNA. RefSeq names its product trace amine-associated receptor 7b-like. Gene Ontology annotation, cellular component: membrane; dendrite. The transcript is spliced from 3 exons. Gene Ontology annotation, biological process: G protein-coupled receptor signaling pathway, coupled to cyclic nucleotide second messenger; chemical synaptic transmission. Gene Ontology annotation, molecular function: G protein-coupled serotonin receptor activity; neurotransmitter receptor activity. Bases 1 to 270 code for a protein of 89 amino acids. NCBI's taxonomy places the organism in Eukaryota, Metazoa, Mollusca, Gastropoda, Patellidae. The record is from RefSeq and is a predicted model, not a curated record.